AGGGGGCCCGCUCCACUGAUAAUGAAAGGGUCACCCCCCCCUUUGGCGCACUGCAACUGUACUGCCACUGUCCCUGCGGCGCAAUCCACCAUCUUUUUUCGCAGGCGAGCGUCAGAUUUAAUCUCAGCCCAAAAACAAUCUUCCACUCCUUCAAAAGCUCACGCAACGCCAAGCCGCUCGCCGGUCCUUUCUCUCCCUCUCUUUUUCAAUACUACUUCUUUUUAAUAAUAUCUCUCCCCCGCAAAAAUGUCAUCCUCACCGAUUCUUGGUCCCGAACGAAAAAACUCCUACGAUGAAGAACGCCUCGAAUGGGCAACGCCCUCUGUGCCAAAGAAGUACCUCCGUCUGCCAAGACUGCGCCGCUCGACCGUGAUCCUCCUUCUCAUCGACUUCCUCAUCGUCGCUGUCCUUGUCCAUGCUUUUUACCCGCUUAUCACACUGCUGCGUCGGAAUGAGGAGCUGUUUGGUGCGAGAUUAACGCUGCCCCUGAAUGAUACGUCGUUUGGCGAGGAUUUGCCCGCGCAGAGGACGAUACCGAGGAUUUUUCACCAGACGAGUGCGAAUGAGACCAUUCCUGAGGCUUGGAAGGAUUUGGUAAAGAGCUGCAAGGAAACUUACUCUGAGUUUGAGUACAAGCACUGGACGGACGAUAAGGCUCGCGAUUUUAUUUCGGAAGAGUAUCCUUGGUUCCUCGACACUUGGGACACUUUCCCUUUCAACAUUCAACGUGCCGAUGCCAUUCGAUACUUUGUCCUUCACCACUAUGGCGGUAUCUAUCUCGACAUGGACACGCUCUGCAACGCGACAAUCCCCCUGCACCAGAUCGAGUCCGACGGCAGCAAGCACCACGCCGUCUUCAAGAGCACAACACCCACCGGCGUCUCCAACGACAUGAUGAUUACCUCCGCGCACCAUCCCGCCUUCACAAAAGCCCUCUCCCGAAUCCAACUCUACAACGACAUAACCCGUCCCUGGGCACACAUCCUCCCGCACGUCGCAGUAAUGGUAUCCGCGGGACCGCUCUUCCUCACCAUGGCGCUGAAGAACUACCUUCUUGAACAGCCCUCGCUGCCUGAGACUACGGUGCAGGUGAUCAAUGCGACUGAGCUUGAACCUUAUUUGACUGAUUACGAGGGCGCGUCGUGGCAUCACGGCGAUACGAAGGCGAUAAUGUGGUUGGGUGAUCGGCCGUGGGUUUGGUACCUGCUCGGUGCGAUUGGGCUGGGCGCAGGGUUGUAUUUGAUCAACAUGCUCAUGAUGAAGUGCUGGGGACGGUUCUUUGAGAAGGCUUCUAGUGAUGAGGCCAAGGAUGCUAUUAAACUCACGUAGAAGGGGUUAUGCUUAAUUAUAUAUGACUAUAAUAGUUUUAAUGGCAGCGAUGUUAAUUCACAA
Messenger RNA from Fusarium oxysporum Fo47, 1392 nucleotides. RefSeq names its product nucleotide-diphospho-sugar transferase. The transcript has 2 exons. The record is from RefSeq and is a predicted model, not a curated record. NCBI's taxonomy places the organism in Eukaryota, Fungi, Ascomycota, Sordariomycetes, Hypocreales, Nectriaceae. Gene Ontology annotation, biological process: mannosyl-inositol phosphorylceramide biosynthetic process. The coding region runs from base 247 to 1329 and encodes 360 amino acids. Gene Ontology annotation, molecular function: mannosyltransferase activity.